Plasmodium cynomolgi strain B is the source of this 1893-nucleotide messenger RNA. RefSeq lists its product as hypothetical. NCBI's taxonomy places the organism in Eukaryota, Apicomplexa, Aconoidasida, Haemosporida, Plasmodiidae. The coding region runs from base 1 to 1893 and encodes 630 amino acids. The record is from RefSeq and is a predicted model, not a curated record. The transcript is spliced from 2 exons.
AUGGGGUUCGUAAAGGCGGAAGAGUUUGUGAACCACUACAUGCGCGUGAACAAAGAAAUUAAGGAAUUGUCAAGCCGAAAAAAUGAGGAAUUUAAAUUUAACAUAUUUAUCUUCUACUACAACGAUAUAGAUUCCAUUUGCACGGAACAUAUUCUGCACUUUCACAAAAAUGUGAGAAGAGAUAUAAACAUAUUCAGUAUGUGCUCUCAUAUGAACACAGAUGGAGAUGUGUAUACCCUGGUGGAGAAUUUUUUUACAAGCAUUAUGAGUAAGAACUAUGUGGGGUACUUGAAAUUUUUCGUUAUCGAUAAUAGGAGACCUUACCAUGAGAUCUUUGAGACGAGUGACAAAUGGGACUUGGUGCUGAGCGAAGGGGAGAUGACAGAUGUCAUGGCCAUAUAUAGUAGCGCCUCCGCGGGGAAGGGAAUCUCCGCCGGGGAGGACGCAGCGGGGGGGAGCGAAACGGGGGGAAACGCAACAGAGAGGGGACGUAACGGCGCGACCAAAGCAGGAAAAGGAAAGAAAAACGCGCAACAAAAGCUGCACAGCUACUACAACAUCGUGAAGGAAGAAAAUAAGUGCAUGUGCCUAAUGAUUUACCCAUUCAUCCAAUGCGUGAGCGAAGAUGACACCUCCGCGAUUAUAUUCAUCUCGAGCGUGUCCCUAAUCUCCUAUUUGAAAACGGACGCAGUAACAUACGACUAUUACAACAAAGAGAUAAAAAAUUUACAUAACGAUUCGAUGAACAUAUCUAAUGGACACUUUAUCUCAUUCGAUCGUGAGAGAGGGUUACUACCCAUGCUGUCCUUCAUGUCUCUAAAUGAGUCCCUCGAAAUCGAUGAACGGAUAUACAUCUACGAUCACAAAAAUGUGAAGAACACCUUUAACAAAAUCAGAACCAUGUGUCAUAUCGAGAUAAAAGAAUUUACAGGAAAUUUCAGACAACUGGAUUUAAAAAAACAAAACGAGAUCCUUAUUAAGCUAAAGUCUUUCAUAAAAAUCAUCAGACCAAUGAAUAGUCUCGCAUGGAAACGAAGAACGUACGUUCUGUACAACAGUGACAGUUUUUACUUCUUAAUCGUCCUUAUCUACAUCUACAUUAACAGAAUCAAAAAAAUGGAUUCAUACCUUUAUAACUGUCUCAAGACGUCCGAUUUCCUCUUCAAUAUUUUUAAGGACAGACUUAANCAAUCAGAAAUUUACGAUAAACUUAUUGAGAAGCAUCUACACAAAAAUGCAGCUAGCUAUUUAAGUGUCCUAAUUAAAAAAAUAAUGGAGAGUAACAAAAAAAGUAUUAACAUCACAUCUAACUUAAAAAUUUUUAUGGAUAUUUUUCAGACUGCUAGGAAUUCCUACACUCAUCCAUUUGAGCUCAAAUUUAUUUCCAACAUGUUUUCCUCAUUUCAGUCCUACUGUAAUGAUAAAUACAAGACGUACCACCUCGUGGUUUGUCACAUUAACGACUCGGAUGAUACUCUCCUGUAUGGGUUUACUCCACUGAACAAAAGGGACUACUGGCCUUCUGUUUUCUCUAAAAUUGCAUAUAGCAACUCUGAGCAAAUUACCUACGACACCGUGGCGGAUGUGAACACUCUGCGCAUUCGCAAAAACGAUUUUAAGUUCAUCCUCAGUGAGAUAAAGGACGUUUUCCGGGGCGUCCUGCGCUACCAACACAGGCGGGAGCUCGACGCGUCCGACAGCACGGACGCGGAGGAGGAGGAAGAGGGAGCAGUGGAGGAGGAAGAAGGAGCGAUGGAGGAAGAAGAAGGAGCGGUGGAGGAGGAAGAAGGAGCGGUGGAGGAAGAAGAUGGAGCGGUGGAGGAAGAAGACGAGGCGACGGAAGAGGUGUACGCCGCAGACGCGACCGACGGAGCAGACGAAACGGAGCAGUGA